AUGAUCCUAGUACAAUCCUCCAAUGGCUUGCUCAACGUCCUCAAAGUGCUGCAAAAGGCCGACCACUUCUGGAGUGCAAGUCAGCAGGAUUGCAGCAGACUGGAGCUUUCAGCCGGGAGGAGAAACGACCUGGAGGGUAUCCACAACCCGAAAUUUGCUGGUUCGAGUCAACCUAAUGGGUAUGAAGGUUUGACUAGGUCCGGUUGA
This is a messenger RNA of Linum trigynum, 207 nucleotides long. The record is from the annotation of a GenBank genome assembly. Lineage: Eukaryota; Viridiplantae; Streptophyta; Magnoliopsida; Malpighiales; Linaceae.